Messenger RNA from Bolinopsis microptera, 900 nucleotides. RefSeq names its product protein YIPF1-like. Gene Ontology annotation, biological process: vesicle-mediated transport. The coding region runs from base 1 to 900 and encodes 299 amino acids. Gene Ontology annotation, cellular component: Golgi apparatus; membrane. The record is from RefSeq and is a predicted model, not a curated record. Gene Ontology annotation, molecular function: small GTPase binding. The transcript is spliced from 7 exons. NCBI's taxonomy places the organism in Eukaryota, Metazoa, Ctenophora, Tentaculata, Lobata, Bolinopsidae.
AUGUCGGACAAAGACCCGAUAUUAAACAGUGAAGAGUUUAACAUAGAUUUCCAAGACUUCAGUAACACUGUAGCUUCCAUCCCCAAUGAUGCAGCCACAAUUCCUACUUCACAAUUCUCCAGCUUUGAGCCUGCUUUUGAACCAGAACCAAAAGCGGACACGAAGUUAACAUUUGAGACAAAUAAUUUGUUAGGAAAUAAUUUGUUAGAAGAUGAAGAAGAAGAUCCGCAACCCCCAGUUAACACCGCUUUUUGGUCCUUCCAGUUUUAUCAACAAUAUUUCAACGUGGACGAUGCAAUGGUAUUGGAAAGGUUGAUGUACGCUUGUAUUCCUUCUCCUAAUUCUAACUACAUUGAGAAGCUCAAACCAAUACCCGACUUCUACGGGCCCUUGUGGGUGUGUAUUACACUAAUCUUCUCAACUGCUAUAAGUGGUAAUAUGGCGGACUGGUUCGCCACUUUUGGAAAAGAUACUGAUUGGGAAUACGACUUUAAAAAAGUUUCGAUAGCGGGUACGGUGAUAUUCAGCUACGUUACCGUGAUACCAGCACUGCUAUCUGGGUACUUGUGGUGGAGGAAGAGUAGCGCUGAAAUAAAACUAGCUGAUACGUUAUCCUUAUACGGUUACUGCCUCACUCUCUUCAUUCCCAUAUCUUUGUUGCUGUGUAUUAACUACGAAUGGAUAAGAUGGCUGCUCAUUUUCGGUCUAAUGGCCACCAGUGGAGGUGUAUUGACGUUAACUCUGUGGAAAGUCCUAGAUCAAGAGCCUAAACAACUGUCUCUCAUUAUCACGGGAGUUCUCGCCGCGCUACAUGUUGCUCUCAUUCUUCUCUUCAAGAUGUAUUUCUUCGCGCCUACAGCUACCUCAACACCCAUUACUCCAGUGGCUCCACCGUCAUGA